This is a messenger RNA of Sphenostylis stenocarpa, 2454 nucleotides long. Lineage: Eukaryota; Viridiplantae; Streptophyta; Magnoliopsida; Fabales; Fabaceae. The record is from the annotation of a GenBank genome assembly.
AUGAGAUUGUUGGAGUUUGGGUGUGUGUUGGUUGUUCUAUCUGCACUUCUGGUUUCUGGAGCUGCUGAGGUUUACAUAGUAACUGUUGAAGGUGAGCCUAUCAUAAGCUACACUGGAGGUAUUGAUGGGUUUGAAGCUACUGCAGUGGAAUCUGAUGAGAAGAUUGAUACCGAAAGUGAAUCAGUUACUUCUUAUGCUCGCCAUCUUGAGAAAAAACAUGACAUGCUGCUGGGUUUGCUGUUUGAGGAAGGGACUUACGAGAAACUCUACAGCUAUCGACAUCUUAUAAAUGGGUUUGCUGUUCAUAUUUCCCCCGAACAGGCUGAAACUCUAAGACGUGCUCCAGGAGUGAAAUCUGUUGAGAGGGACUGGAAAGUGAGGAAACAUACAACACAUACCCCACAAUUUUUAGGGCUUCCAACUGGGGUUUGGCCAACUGGAGGCGGCUUUGAUAGGGCUGGAGAAGACAUUGUCAUUGGAUUCGUGGACUCAGGGAUCUACCCUCAUCACCCAAGUUUUGCAACUCAUAAUGCCGAGCCAUAUGGGCCAGUUCCAAAGUAUAGGGGAAAAUGUGAAGCUGAUCCAGAUACCAAAAGAAGUUACUGCAAUGGGAAGAUUGUUGGAGCACAACACUUUGCUCAUGCUGCAAUAGCUGCUGGGGCAUUUAAUCCUAUAAUUGACUUUGCGUCUCCUCUAGAUGGGGAUGGACAUGGAAGUCAUACUGCCUCUAUUGCAGCCGGGAAUAAUGGAAUUCCUGUGAGAAUGCAUGGCCAUGAAUUUGGGAGAGCAAGUGGGAUGGCUCCUCGUGCUAGGAUUGCUGUGUACAAGGCACUCUAUAGACUGUUUGGAGGGUUUGUUGCAGAUGUAGUUGCUGCAAUUGAUCAGGCUGUAUAUGAUGGAGUGGAUAUACUCAGCCUUUCAGUUGGACCCAACAGUCCUCCAGCAGCCACCAGAACUACCUUUUUGAACCCUUUUGAUGCUACACUUCUUGGAGCUGUGAAAGCUGGUGUAUUUGUCGCACAGGCUGCGGGAAAUGGUGGUCCUUUUCCAAAGACCCUGGUUUCCUACAGUCCAUGGAUAGCAUCGGUAGCAGCUGCAAUUGAUGAUCGUAGAUAUAAAAACCAUUUGAUCCUUGGAAAUGGAAAAACCCUAGCUGGAAUUGGGUUAUCACCUUCCACACAUUUGAACGAAACAUACACAUUGGUUGCUGCAAAUGAUGCCUUACUAGAUUCUUCAGUUAUGAAGUACAGCCCCACAGAUUGCCAGAGACCAGAACUUUUAAACAAGAACUUGAUAAAGGGCAAUAUUCUUCUAUGUGGUUAUUCCUUCAAUUUUGUUGUUGGCACUGCAUCAAUCAAGAAAGUCUCAGAAACAGCAAAAGCCCUUGGUGCAGUUGGGUUUGUUCUUUGUGUCGAAAAUGUUUCCCCAGGAACAAAAUUUGAUCCAGUCCCAGUUGGCCUCCCUGGGAUUCUCAUCACAGAUGUCAGCUAUUCUAAGGAACUUAUAGAUUAUUAUAAUAUCACUACACUAAGAGAUUGGACUGGGCGGGUAAAGAGGUUUGAAGGUACAGGUAAAAUCGGUGAUGGUUUGAUGCCUAUUCUGCAUAAAUCUGCACCACAAGUAGCAUUAUUCUCUGCUCGAGGACCAAAUAUAAAGGACUUCAGCUUCCAAGAGGCAGAUCUUCUCAAACCAGAUAUAUUAGCUCCUGGUUCAUUGAUUUGGGCUGCUUGGUGUCCAAAUGGAACUGAUGAGCCAAAUUAUGUUGGUGAGGGUUUUGCCAUGAUAUCUGGAACCAGCAUGUCUGCACCGCAUAUAGCUGGAAUAGCAGCUCUUAUAAAGCAGAAGCAUCCUCAUUGGAGCCCUGCUGCCAUUAAAUCAGCUUUGAUGACAACAUCAACAACUCUAGACAGAGCAGGGAAUCCUCUUCUAGCCCAGCAAACAUCUGAAUCAGAAGCUAUGAAGCUGGUUAAAGCUACUCCUUUUGAUUAUGGGAGUGGACAUGUUGAUCCAACAGCUGCCUUAGACCCUGGACUCAUCUUUGAUGCACGAUACGAGGAUUAUCUAGGUUUCUUGUGCACAACACCUGGCAUUGAUGUUCAUGAGAUAAGGAACUACACUCACACACCAUGUAACACCACCAUGGGCAAGCCAUCAAAUUUAAACACCCCAUCUAUCACAAUUUCCCAUCUUGUGAGAACUCAAGUUGUCACACGCACAGUCACAAAUGUCGCCGAAGAAGAAACCUAUGUGAUCACAGCCAGAAUGGAGCCUGCUGUUGCCAUUGAAGUCAACCCUCCGGCAAUGACUAUCAAAGCAGGUGCAUCCCGUCAAUUUUCGGUGACACUGUCAGUGCGGUCAGUGACAGGAGCUUAUAGUUUUGGAGAGGUUUUACUGAAAGGGAGCAGAGGGCACAAGGUGAGGAUUCCUGUUCUGGCCAAUGGAUUCCGAAGAUAG